AAGGGCUGCAGAGCGGGUUCGCCUUGGCUGGGGCCAGCGGUGGCCACGUCACGGCCCCGCCCUCCAGCGGUUGAUGACGUCAAGACCCCUCCCCAGCUGCUUUCCUCCCGCCAGCACCGGAGCCGCAUCCUUGCCGCCGCCGCCGCCGCUGCCACCGCGGCCCACGUGUAGCUCUCCGCAGCCCCUUCUUUUGGGACCGGAUCCGUCUCGACCCACCACCGCAAGCUAUAGGAUGGCAGCCACUACAGGAUCGCUGGAGGCGGUGAAGCGCAAGAUCCAGGCGCUGCAGCAAGAAGCCGACGAGGCCGAGGACCGCGCCCAAGUCUUGCAACGCCAGCGCGAUCAGGAGCGGGAGCUGCGCGAGAAAGUGAGCAUCGACGGCGGGGCGGGGGAGAGAAAAACAAAAAGCCUCGGACGGGACGGCCUCCCUUGCCGGGGCCCCCCGCGCUCCCUCUGGCUCUGCCUCCCCUCCUCCGCUUCCUCGCCUCGCCUGCCUUCCUCUCUUCCUCACAUCCCAACCCGGCCAGACCGCCGCCGUCGCCGCCUGAUAUGCCUUUUGCCCGUAUAAGGCAAGGCUGGAGGA
Messenger RNA from Pseudonaja textilis, 583 nucleotides. NCBI's taxonomy places the organism in Eukaryota, Metazoa, Chordata, Lepidosauria, Squamata, Elapidae. The record is from RefSeq and is a predicted model, not a curated record.